AUGCGUUCAUUCCUCGCAUAUACUUUGUUUCUUUUAAUGACUUUCAUAACUUUUAGCACAGCGGACUAUACAGUUAAUUCACCAGCUGCAGGAAUGGUAUAUAACAAAAGCGACAUACUUCCAGUAUCAUGGAACGUCACUUCAAAUACAGAUAAAAUUAUUAAUGUGACUUUAGCACAUGGAAAUUCCCAAAAUUUUACACAAGAUAUGGUUUUGUGCUCGAAUAUUAACCCAAAUGUCGGACAAUGUAAUUAUACCAUCGGUAAUCUUACUUCGAGACGUGAUUAUGUUGUGAUUGUCGGAAAGGACCCAGCACAUGUAGGAUAUUCAAACUAUUUCGCCAUAAAUUCUACUGGACCCCUUCCACCACCAUCAGGAUGUCCAAACUUUGGAGGUUAUGAUUGCCCUGAAUCAUUACCAUGUUGUAGUGCUAGUGGUUUCUGCGGAAAUACGGGUGAUUAUUGCGGAACUGGCUGCGAUCCAACACAUAGUUUCAAUGGAGAUUCAGAAGAUUAUUGUAGAGACGGUUGUGAUCCAGCAAGCAGCUUCAACGGACAAUGU
Messenger RNA from Dentiscutata heterogama, 561 nucleotides. The record is from the annotation of a GenBank genome assembly. Lineage: Eukaryota; Fungi; Glomeromycota; Glomeromycetes; Diversisporales; Gigasporaceae.